Molecule: messenger RNA, 1197 nt
Organism: Sander lucioperca (pikeperch)
Lineage: Eukaryota; Metazoa; Chordata; Actinopteri; Perciformes; Percidae
Product: trace amine-associated receptor 1-like
Exons: 3
Coding region: 1-1197 (398 amino acids)
Biological process (GO): G protein-coupled receptor signaling pathway
Cellular component (GO): membrane
Molecular function (GO): trace-amine receptor activity
Source: RefSeq, a predicted model, not a curated record
AUGAGGCAGGAGGACCAUCCAUUCCUCGAAGUCCAGCAGGCUGGAUUUAGUAUGCUGGCGAGGAAGUUGAGCGGCAUCAGGCAGAGAGUUUGGCAUGUCAACACCCGCCUGAGCCGCUUGGAGAUGUUGCUGCGGCCCCUUGGGCGCAUAGCAGACAAUGUGGGAAGGCUCGCUGACGCAGUUGAGCGUCUUGUUCCUGCAACACCACCUCCUCCGUCCACCAGAUCCCCUCCUAUCACCCGGUCCACCAGGACCACACUGUGCCCUGCUGCUCCUGGAACCUCCCGUGGCCAGUCCCAUUGUCCUCCCGCCUGCGAACCCGAGGAGGAAGAAGAUAAUACAACCUACAUAUUUACAAGUAACCCUUCCAUAAUAUGCGUUUUAUUAUAUUUUUUCCUUGGCACAUUGUCUGUUGUCACAAUAUGUGGAAACUUCCUAGUAAUAAUCUCCAUCAUUUACUUCAAACAGCUCCACAUCCCUACUAACUACCUUAUUCUCUCUCUGGCUGUGGCUGACCUGCUUGUAGGAGUUUUAGUUUUUCCUUUUAGCAUGGCAUUUACUGUAACCUGGUGUUGGUAUCAUGAGGGUUUAUUUUACAGAUAUUAUGCAGUUUGUAAGCCUCUUGCUUAUAAAAGUAAAAUUAAUGAUCAUAUUAUUAGGAUUAUGAUCCUGGUGUGCUGGGGAAUUGCUGCUUUGAUUGGGAUUGGCAUCAUUAUUGCAGGUUUUAAUCAAGGAAAAUGUGAAGAAAGUUGUUUAAUUGAUGCUCUAAUAUCAACCACUCUAGCGUGUAUAUUUUCCUUUUAUGUCCCAGUCAUUAUAAUGCUUAGUAUCUACCUAAAGAUUUUCCUUGUUGCACAGGAACAGGCACGCAGCAUCCAGAACACUACCUGUCAGAGCAAAAAGUCUGGAGCAACUGUCAGUAAGAAUGAGAGAAAGGCUACCAAAACUCUGGCUAUCGUUUUGGGAGUUUUUCUCUUGUGUUGGAGUCCUUACUUUCUUUGUAUCAUAUUUCAGCCUUUAACAUAUAACGUUACACCAAUUGCUGUGAUAGAAACACUUAACUGGCUUACACUUUUAAAUUCAAUGCUCAAUCCAUUCAUUUAUGCUUUCUUUUACAGCUGGUUCAGAUCAGCUUUCAGAAUGAUCAUUUCGGGAAAGAUAUUUCAGGGACAUUUUGCCAACUCAAAACUUCUUUGA